CAAAAUAAACCAAUUAACUUUAAAUAGUAUUUGUAAUAGAUUUAUGGAUAUGAAACAUAUAUACUUGAUAGUAGAUAUUUUUCUCGCUUGCGCAUUAUGCACCAUAUCAUCGAAUUUGAUUACAAACAAAACUAUUCCAGUUGUAAUAUGGCACGGAAUGGGUGAUUCUUGUUGCAAUCCUUUAAGUAUGGGAAGCAUAAAGAAAAUGAUAGAAACAAAGAUUCCAAACAUUUAUGUACUUUCAUUAAUGAUUGGAAAUAAUAUUAUUGAGGAUACUGAAAAUGGUUUUCUCUUAAACUCAAACACUCAAGUUGAACAAGUUUGUCAAAAACUUUUGUCUGACACAAACUUAAAAAAUGGAUACAAUGCUUUAGGAUUUUCUCAGGGCGCGCAGUUUUUGCGAGCAGUUGCUCAGAGAUGCCCAUUUCCACCAAUGAAAAAUUUGAUUUCUUUUGGAGGUCAACAUCAGGGUGUAUACGGUUUUCCACGUUGUCCUGGUGAAUCAUUAAAGUUGUGUGAUUAUAUGCGUAAACUUUUAAACUUUGGAGCAUAUGUAAGCUGGGUUCAAGAGCAUCUUGUUCAAGCUCAAUAUUGGCAUGAUCCAAUAAAAGAAGAAGAAUAUAGAGAGAAAAGUCUAUUUCUGGCUGAUAUUAACCAAGAAUUGAAUAACAACGCUUCUUACAAAGAAAAUUUAAUGAAAUUAGAAAAUUUUGUAAUGGUUAAAUUUUCACAAGAUACAAUGGUUGAUCCCAAAGAUACUGAGUGGUUUGGAUUUUAUAAAGAAGGGCAAGCUGAAGAGGUUUUUACUUUACAGGAGAGCAAGUUAUAUAUUGAGGAUCGACUUGGUUUACAAGAAAUGGACAAAGCUGGAAAACUACAUUUUUUAAUCUCGGAUGGAAAUCAUUUACAAUUUACCCAAGAUUUUUUUAAUGAAGAAAUCCUUCCAUUUUUAAUGUAAGCUGAUUAUUUAAAAAAAAAAAUUGUGCUACUUUAAGUUAAAAGAUUUUAAUUUUUUAUUUUAUUUUGAAAUUUUUUACGAUAACUAUUUGUCAUCAAAGAUAAAGUUUUUGUCACAACAACACAAACAAAUCACAAACGAAUUUUUAUUAUAUAUAAAUUUGUAUUUUAUCCAUACCAUAUAAAUUGUGAAGUAUAAAUUGGACAUUUUCGUUUUGAUUUUUAAACAUUUGCUUAAAGAGAUUUUUUUUGUAAAAAUAAUUAUUUUGCGUUGUAAAAGUUUUUUAAUAUAUACGUAUAUAUUUUUUGUAAGUUUAAAUAACAUAUUGCAUAAAUUUAACGAAUAUAAUUUUUUAUAUUUAGUGAUUUGACUUUAUUACUGAUAUUUGUACUUCAAAAUGUAGAUGGUUUUUUGAAUACCUAUAUUGUUUUUUUUGUUUUUGUUUUUGUUACAAUAGCUGAUUAUAACUUAUAAUAACUUUCUUAAUUA
This is a messenger RNA of Hydra vulgaris (swiftwater hydra), 1447 nucleotides long. Its product is annotated as palmitoyl-protein thioesterase 1. NCBI's taxonomy places the organism in Eukaryota, Metazoa, Cnidaria, Hydrozoa, Anthoathecata, Hydridae. Gene Ontology annotation, cellular component: lysosome. Gene Ontology annotation, biological process: protein depalmitoylation; receptor-mediated endocytosis. The record is from RefSeq and is a predicted model, not a curated record. Gene Ontology annotation, molecular function: palmitoyl-(protein) hydrolase activity.